This is a messenger RNA of Stegodyphus dumicola, 1273 nucleotides long. RefSeq names its product alpha-ketoglutarate-dependent dioxygenase AlkB (gene AlkB). Lineage: Eukaryota; Metazoa; Arthropoda; Arachnida; Araneae; Eresidae. The record is from RefSeq and is a predicted model, not a curated record. Gene Ontology annotation, cellular component: nucleus; cytoplasm. Gene Ontology annotation, biological process: oxidative RNA demethylation. Gene Ontology annotation, molecular function: ferrous iron binding; oxidative RNA demethylase activity; broad specificity oxidative DNA demethylase activity.
UCAAGCAAGAAACAAUUAAACUCGUUGCAGAAAAUAAAAGCAUGCUUUGGGCAGGUGAUUGUUUUUUGAUGUCUAUCGUAGAAAAUUUGGCUUUUUAUUUUUUAAAUAUUUAGCAUCUGUCUAAUGUUUGUACAUGGCGGGAAAAGAUUUAUUUAAAGAAGACUUUAAGUAUUACAAGAGAAAACAACUACGACCAAAUUUGUCUAAUGUCAUAGAUUUCGAUAAUGAUCAUCAGAAAGAUUUAGUUUUGUUAAAUAAGCCGUUUUCUGAUCUUUUUGAUAAAUCUGCAUGUGAACUGUGUGCAAAAUUAGGACUUCGUGAUCACACUACAUGGGAACAGUAUAUAAUAAAAGAUAUUAGUGGCUUCAUAUUUCUUAAAAAUCCGUUUUUGAUUACUGGUCAAAAGAUGUGGAUCCAAAGGUGCUUACAAAUAUACCCUCGAAAACCGUCAAUUACAAAUCUAGAUUUACAUUAUAAGAACAUUGAUGAUAUUUGGUCUAUGCGUAAUAAUGAGAAAACGAAUUAUUUAUCAAAAUUAUGUUGGGUGACGUUAGGUUAUCAUCACAAUUGGGAUACUAAAGUAUAUGAUCCCAACCAUAAGUCAGAUUUUCCACCCUGUUUAAAAGAAUUGUCUCAACAUAUAGCAUUUUGUUUGGGUUUCAACACAUACGAACCAGAAGCUGCAAUUUUGAAUUUUUAUAAUUUGAAAUCUAGCCUUGGUAUUCAUAAUGAUCAUUCAGAAGAUGAUUAUGAUGCACCGAUUUUAACAUUCAGUUUUGGACAAACAGGUGUCUUUUUAAUUGGAACGCAAAAUAAGGCUGAUAAACCUUUAGCUAUGUUUUUAAAGAGUGGUGAUGUAAUAGUAAUGUCUGGCUUAUGUAGGCUUGCCUAUCAUGCCGUACCUCGUAUCAUCUUAGAAGAUACUUCUUGUAGAUAUGAUGAAUCUGAAGCAGAUGAAAUGUGUUCGUCAAUUCGUGAAUAUAUGAAGAAGGCUCGCAUUAACAUAAGUGUGAGACAAGUUUACAAAGCUAAGCAGUGAUAAUGUUGCAUAUUUGAUAUUUUUAUAAAAUUGUCAUAACUGUUAAAAUAGAAACUACUGAUUACAUGUAUUUUAUAGCUGUUAAUAGAAGUAGUUUCAGUUAUUUAUAAGAAAUCUAUUGUUUAUACAAAAUUUCUAUAUUUAUAGCUGUAAAUUAGAAAUUUUUUGUUAUGUGAAUGAUUAUAUAACGUGUUAUUAUAGAUAUAAUCUAUAAAUGCUUGUUUCACUCCGUCA